AUGAGAACGAUAAUUGAAAGCGCCAUAUGUAUAAAAGAUCGUAAUACGUAUAAAGUUAAUUAUAUUCUAGGGAAGAUAAAGAAAUUUAUUAUAAUAACUCGUCUUUUUAUACAGUACCACUGUAAAAAGGUUUGUAUUUAAAGCACUAUUGUUUUGAUUUACACGCCGCAGAAACGCCAUCUUACGAUUUGUUUCGGGUUUGUCAUAUUCGUGUAUAUAUACAUAGCGGAGAGGGUGUUCACCACUGUUCGCUUUUACUUAAUUUUCUGACAGUAGUAUUCAAGAGGAAAGAAAUUGCUGGUGAACAAUAUUUUCGUGCUCGUUAACACGCCGUUGAAUUGGGCCCAGUCAUGGACGAUUUACAGAAUUAUAAACUGCAGCUUCAGCAGGUGGAAGCGGCGCUUACCACGGAUCCGACAAAUGAAGAACUCCUGAAAUUGAAAAUUGAUCUCGAGGAAGUAAUAGAGCUGACACAUGAUUUAAUUAAAUCACAACAACAGGAAAAAAGGCAAGCCAAUGGCAUGGAUGCUAAAGAUCCUAUUUUACUUGCAGUUCUGGCCAAUAAAUGGAAGGUUGGUGAUCAGUGCAUGGCACCUUGGAGCGAGGAUGGCAAAUACUAUGAAGCAACAAUAGAUGCAAUAAGCGAAGAUGGUGUUGUUAAUGUAACAUUCAGUGAAUAUAAAAAUACAGAUGUCACAAUGCUCAGUCAACUAAAGUCGGUAGCCAAAAGGCCAGCAUCAGAUUGGGCAGAUCAGAAAUCAAAAAAAAUGCAAGCUGCUGCAGUAGCAGGUUCUGAUCCUAAUAAACAAAGAGAAUACCUUAAGAAAAAGAAGCAGAGAAAACUUCAACGAUUUAAAGAGCUCGAGGAGGAGCGUGAAAUGGAGAAGAACAAAUGGCUAGCAUUUACAAACAAGUCCUCGAAAAAAGGUGUAAUUAAGAAGAGUAUAUUUGCCACACCAGAGAAUGUAAAUGGUCGAGUGGGAAUUGGUACCUGCGGCGUAAGCGGCCGGGAAAUGACAAAAUUUAGUAAUGGAGAAAAAUGGAGGAGGGGAGCAUGAAUGUUAUUGUAAAUACACAAAUUAAUAUUUCGCGGGAUAGAAUUAUCAAUUAUUGUUACAUUAUAUUGAAUUUAGUUCUCAAGAGAACUGAAAAAAAAACGUAUGUUUUGUGUUGUAUGACUGUUCUAACAGAGUAAAUGAAUGAGGCGUGUAUAGUUGUAUUUUGAGACUGUGUGUAGACAUUAUGUUACGAACAAACAAUGACCUCAAUAAAUCCUGAAAUUAUCUGGAUUUUCUACCUUCACGAAAUGAGUGAGUUGUCAUGAAUGAAUGUAUUUCUAGGUUAAUACAUUUAUGUGGGUAUGAUUUGUUUAUAAUCUAUAAAUGAAACGAAUAAAUGUAUAUUUUAAAGCCAAAUGUUCA
Molecule: messenger RNA, 1421 nt
Organism: Nomia melanderi (Alkali bee)
Lineage: Eukaryota; Metazoa; Arthropoda; Insecta; Hymenoptera; Halictidae
Gene: Spf30
Product: Splicing factor 30
Biological process (GO): mRNA processing; regulation of alternative mRNA splicing, via spliceosome
Cellular component (GO): nucleus; cytoplasm; precatalytic spliceosome
Molecular function (GO): RNA binding
Source: RefSeq, a predicted model, not a curated record